Molecule: messenger RNA, 1094 nt
Organism: Topomyia yanbarensis
Lineage: Eukaryota; Metazoa; Arthropoda; Insecta; Diptera; Culicidae
Product: angiopoietin-related protein 6-like
Exons: 6
Coding region: 38-1015 (325 amino acids)
Source: RefSeq, a predicted model, not a curated record
UGUAUGUACACAAACAACAUAUCGCCACUACGCCGUUAUGACUAGUCGCAAAUUGAACGUUGCAAUGAUGGGAUCUCCUCGAGGAAUCAAGUGUUUUAUCAUAACGCUCGGGACUCUUAGUUCACUGUAUACCGGAAGCUCUGCAAAUGUCUUCUAUUCACCGGAUGAAAAGUUCACGGCGAGGAUGGGUCAACUGGAAACAAUGAUGCUAAAUCGAUUAGAUGAACGCAUGGAUUCAUUCGAACGAAGGUUAGAGCAAAAACUAGGACAACAGUUCACCGCUAUGCAAAAAGCUACUGAUAUUAAAUGGUUGAAACUUAAUGAUAAAUUUACCGAAAUGAAGAACGUCAUUGCUCAAAAUUCCGGCGCCUACUUCACCUCAUGCCGUACCGUUCCGUCUGAGUUCAGCAACGUCUUCAUGAUUCGACCACCGGGGAUCAACACGCAACCGUUCCUGGCCUACUGUGAGCAAGAUUUCCUCGGCGGUGGAUGGAUCGUAAUUCAUAAGCGUUUCGAUGGAUCGCUGAAUUUCACACGUUCCUGGGUGGAGUACCGGGAAGGUUUCGGGGAUCCGGAUGGCGAGCAUUGGAUGGGUCUGGACAAGAUUCAUAAGAUAACACGGUCCGGUGAUUACGAGUUGCUGGUGCAGUUAAAGGAUUUCGACGGGACUGGCAAACUGGCUUUGUACGACGGUUUUCAGGUGGACGGCGAGGGAGCAAAGUACAAGCUUAGGUUCGGGCAGUUUGUUCAUGGGAAUGCCGAAAAUUCGUUGGAUCCUAGCAACGGCGCCAGGUUCUCGACGUUUGAUCAGGAUAAUGAUCAGCACGGGGAAGGAUCGUGUGCAGAUUUUUACGAGAGUGGUUGGUGGUUCAAGAAUUGUAUGAACGCGAAUUUAAAUGGACUGUAUCAGCGGUAUGACAAGAGCAAUAAGACUAUGAAUUGGUUUGGAUUCAGGAAUGACCUUCAAGGGCUCAAAGAAGCUUCCAUGAUGAUUCGUGAAAAAGUCAAAGUUUGAUAUGUAUUGAGAAUUUAUCAUUGCACAUUUUCCAUACUUUUCCGGAUAUCUUUCUAGCAUAAUUUUACAAGAUUGUAUC